Molecule: messenger RNA, 2436 nt
Organism: Dreissena polymorpha
Lineage: Eukaryota; Metazoa; Mollusca; Bivalvia; Myida; Dreissenidae
Exons: 1
Coding region: 1-2436 (811 amino acids)
Source: RefSeq, a predicted model, not a curated record
AUGCGACGGAAGAUACGGGUUAUUCUUUACUUUUCGGUGUGGCUUUUUAUGGCAUUGAUAUGCAUAGUAUUGAACAUCAUCAAUAUAGAUUGGGGAAAAACAGAAACCGCGAGUGGUAUACUAAUCGUGAUAGUUCUUGGAGUUCUUCAAGGAUCUGUGCUUGAGUUUCCCGUGCAGACAAUUGCCACGUUACUAAUUGGCGGUGAACGACGUGAUAAUAAACGCGCCCCAUGUGAUCGUUUGACUGCUAUCCUCAAUUACAAUCUACUAGCAACCGGAAAAGACGAUAUUCUGGAAUGUUUUGAAAUGAUGUAUAAGGCGUAUGUCGGAAACCUCAGUCCAAAUGUUUCGGCUGUUUUGUUAAGUGCUACUAACGACGAGAAACUGAAGGAAUAUGAAAUAGAGAUACGGGAUAAGUAUCGUGCUAUUUUGUAUGACGACUUAUACAGAGAAGGCCAGGCGUUUGCUCGUGGUGAAUAUCAACAGGUGGAUCGCUUACACCUUGAACAUGUCUGGGCGAUGUAUGCUGAUGUAGAUAGAAAUGUUUUCAUGGCUGAUUAUCUUGAGGAAAUAUGUGACCGAUAUGCCCGUGAAUUUAUGGUAGUACAUCGAGUAAGCCGCGUCCUGAGGAAAUGUGGGCAGUAUCAAGACCUUAUGCUCCUUUCAGAAGGGGAAUGCAAAGCAUAUUCGUAUUGUGACAAAUCUUAUUACGGCCGAUCAGCCCGUGAACCCGGCGAAUCAUUAUUUCACACAAGCGAAGACGUAUCUAAUAUAAAAGAGAGGAAAUUUGACUACACACUUGUUUUAGACGCCGACACGGGUGUACCUCGGGGCGGGGUUUUUGAUAUACUAAGCAUUGCAGCCGCGCAUCCUGAGAGAGGCAUCAUUCAACCAUCAAUCAAACUCCAUUGCGACUCAGGGAACACAAUGUUCAUGCAUCUGGAGGCAAUGAGACAAAGCAUAUAUGAACCAAUGACAAACGCAAUAACCGCCCUUUUUGAACAAUCGUCGUUCUUCGGAAAAGCAUUAAUUAAAAAUAAAUUAUACAUUGACUACGUGAUUGGUUCCAAAGAUGAUCUCAUCGAAAGAGUGCCAGUUGACGUGCUUAGUCAUGACACCUUUGAAGCAGCGCUGCUGAAGCCGUUGUAUGCUGGAAGUACUUUCCUGCUAGAAACACCUAGCACUAACUAUGUGACAUGGAACAUACGUGAGCGACGAUGGAACAGGGGUGAAAUACUUCUAGCAAUGUAUUUCUGGAAAAACGCAUUCGGUAAACCUAUGCGAUGGCUUCAAAAGAAACUUCAGCGGUCUAAAUUUAAUAAGACCAAAGUCAGGACAGAAACAAAACUAGACUUUGUGACCUCUUACAUAGCACAUUCGGCGCUGCGACAAAUGUUGAUGAAGCCUGCUCUUUUAUUAUAUAUCAUUCUUCAAUAUUUCGUCUAUCUGCGUAACAGAUACGCGUCCAUCAUCAUCGUCAUGUUCAGUGUACUAGUCUUUCCAAAGUUUGCUACGUGUAAUCGCGAAAAUUACAAGUUUGUCAUCUUGGAAACGAUGGCAUCCAUUCUCCAAUUCACGCCUGAAGCGCUAGUUGGUUGCGUGCGCAUUUGGCGCGCUUUUUAUGCCAAUAUUUCACUAAAUGUAAAAUGGGUACCACAACGAGCCGUGGAGGAAGAUUUUAAAUGUUCUAAUCCGUUUCUGGCAAGUUUCAAGCAUCUCUGGGGUUAUUCAGUGUUUUCUCUAGUAGCAGGUGUUUUAGUUGUUAUCUUUCUUGAAAGAGCAAUUCUUUUCCUAGCUAUGCUAAUUACAACAGUCGUUUUACCUAUGUACGCUGGAUUAACAUCGUUAACCAAAGGCUUCAAACGCUGUGAGCCAAGCAGUAAAUCUGACAACAUUAAUGCAGUUGCUGUGCCACAUAUAUACGAUAGCAUUGGUAACACAUCUGAACCUGAUAUUGAAAAAAACAAAAUUGAAGACACUUCGUUGACGCCCAACAUGUACACAAAUUACGGGUUUGAUGACAGCACAGAGUUUCCAAACAAUAAACGUACACAGAAUAAUGUGUCAUGGUCCAGGGACGUAGAAAAUAUGAUUGCGAGUUCCGAACGAUACGGUCAGAUGUUAAGUCUGUCCCCUUUAAGAAAUAGUGAUUCACUGCGUGUUAAUCGUCCUAAAAAGUACGUGUCAGUAAUAAACGUGAAACUUCCGAAAGCAGCGGAUAAAAACGAAAACAACAAAUUUAAGGCUUUAAAUCUCCCUGGUAGUGAUAAUCCUCAUUCACAUGUGAAUAUGUCGACCAGGAGCUCUAGCUCUGGAUCAUCGCUUUCCUCGAAAAUCCCUAACACAGACACUGCUCCUACUGAAAAUGGGAUCAUUUGGCAUGUUAAAAACGUAACCUUUAUAAAGAUAUUUAAUUUAAAAGACUCAAACAAAUGA